Molecule: messenger RNA, 786 nt
Organism: Quercus lobata
Lineage: Eukaryota; Viridiplantae; Streptophyta; Magnoliopsida; Fagales; Fagaceae
Exons: 1
Coding region: 1-786 (261 amino acids)
Molecular function (GO): catalytic activity
Source: RefSeq, a predicted model, not a curated record
AUGAGUUGCCUUAGCUGGAACUGUCGUGGGCUUGGGAACCCACAGACAGAGGAUGAAGUAGUUGCCCUAAUAACUACAAAAGAUCCCAAGUUGGUUUUCUUAAUGGAAACCAAAGCUGACAAAUCUGCUUUAGAGAGAGUUGGUAGAAGGAUUCAAUUUACUAAUCUUUUCUUUGUUCCUUGUGUUAAUUCAGGUGGUGGCCUUGCUUUGUAUUGGAAAUCUGAUGUUGAUGUGGAUGUGCAAUCUUCUUCCAAUCGACAUAUUGAUGCUAUUAUUAACCAUGGAGUGGAUGACGCCUGGUGUUUCACAGGUUUCUAUGGAGACCCUGAUACAGCUAGCCGGGAAAACUCCUGGUCUCUUCUUCGAGAUUUAAGCCACCAUUCAUCGUUGCCUUGGGUGUGUUUAGGUGAUUUCAAUGAAAUUUUGUUUGCUGAUGAGAAAUUAGGUUGGUUGGAUAGACCGGAGCGACAAAUGCAGAGUUUCAGGGAUGCUUUGGACUUCUGUAGACUGAAAGACCUGGGUUUUAAUGGCUACCCUUUCACUUGGUGUAAUCGUAGACCGGGUGAUCAAAAUACCUGGAUUCGGCUAGACAGGGGUGUAGCAACCAUUGAUUGGAUCUUGAAAUUCCCCACCUCCCGCAUUCAUCAUCUAGAUGCUUUCCAUUCUGACCAUAAGCCGCUGUUGCUUUGUUCGGAUUCUGAAUUCAGGCGAUUUUAUAGAAAGGGUAAACCAUUUCGAUUUGAAGCUAUGUGGUUAAAAGAUUUAUCUUGUGCCAUUUCGAUUUGA